UAGUUUGAAGCUUUGGGCAAAUUACACUGACGGCCCCAAAAUUCUUCAUAACUGCGUUUAAGCACCGCAACCUUUUGGUGAUUACUCUAGUCCCCCAUAUUUUCCCAUAACACAACGAACUCAACCCAGAAGCGUUGCUCUCAUCUUGUCACUCUCUUCCUUAUAAUCCUCGAAGAUCACCAACACUAAGCUCCCAUGAUUACAAUUACAAGCUCUGAGCUGAAACCCUAAUUUAAACGUGUCAGUUUUGAUGGUUUGGUGGCAUUGCUUGUAAUGAAGGGUGAUGGAUAGGGAUGAUGAUGACUUUGAGAGUCUUCAUGAAAGCAUGGAUGUCCACCUUAAAGCAUCAAAUAAGUUGGACUUGAAUGUAGAGCAGGACUGUCGGAGCCCAAAAGUUGUCCAUGCUAAUGGUGCUCAGUCAAUUCUUUCCUCAAAAAAUGAAGACAGUAUAGAUGCAGUUUUGAAUAUUGGUACAGAGUUUGAAUCUGAUGAGCAUGCAUACAAAUUCUACAACAAAUAUGCCAGAUUGGUGGGUUUUAGUGUUAGGAAAGACUGGGUAAAUAGGAGUAAGGUGCAUGGUCAGGUGGUAUCUCGGAAGUUCACCUGUUCUAAGGAGGGUUAUCGGCGUAAAGACAAAAGAGAUCUUAAUGUGAAGAAACAUCGGAAGGAAACAAGAACCGGUUGCUUAGCGCAUAUGAUCAUCACUCGUCAAGCAGAUGGUAAAUACUGCAUCACACAUUUUGAGUCGCAGCAUAAUCAUGACAAUGUAGAUCUAAGUAAUGCCCAAACUUUACCGCUGCGAAAAGAAUUAGGAAUAGAGCAAGCUGCAGAAGCUGACUCCUCAGAAGAAUUGGGACCACAGUCAAAAUCAGCAUUUGAAUCAAUGAAUAGAUGGUUCAGAGUUCGGGAUUCUCUUGAUCAUUUUUCCCUUGAUUAUGAUAAUCAUCUUCCUACUGAAAGGACUCAAGAUAUGAAAGAGGGAGAGGCAGGACGUUUGAUGCAUUAUUUUCAAAGACAGCACUUUGAAAACCCAUUAUUCUUUUAUGCAUUAGAGGUUGAUAUUAAUGAUAAGGUGAGUGGCAUAUUUUGGGCAGAUGAUAACAUGGUAUCAGACUAUGGUCAUUUUGGGGACGUGAUUUGUUUGGACACAGUUUGCAAAACAAAGAAGGAUUUUCUACCAUUUGUACAGUUUAUAGGAGUUAAUCAUCACAAACAAGUGGUGAUCUUUGCUGCUGCACUUUUAUAUGAUGAGACCAUUGGAUCUUUUAAGUGGCUAUUUCGAACUUUCUUAGAGGCAAUGUCAGGAAAGAAGCCAAAGGUCAUACUUACUGAUCAUGAUGCAACGAUUGUUGAGGCAAUCAAUUCAGUUUUGCCAGAGGCAGACCUUCGAAUAUGUGUAUGGCAGAUGUAUGAGAAUACUCUCAAACACCUAAGCCAUGUAGUAAAAGAUACAGAAUCUUUUGCCAAUGAUUUAAGGAGCUGUAUUUAUGAUCACAAGGAUGAGGAGGAUUUCAUUCAUGCUUGGGAAGACAUGCUGAAUAGAUAUAGUCUUCAACAAAAUGAGUGGAUGAAAUGGAUGUUUAGAGAACGAGAGAAAUGGGCUGUGGUAUACGGCAGGAAUACCCAUUUUGUUGACAUGAAAGGUUCACAUCUAGGUGAACGUUUGUUUGAUGAAUUGAGAGAUUACCUAAACUGUGACCUUGAUGCGCUUCAAUUUUUUAACCAUUUUGAAAGGGUCCUAGAUGAACAGCGGUACAAAGAAAUAGAAGCUAGUGCUGAGAUGAACAGAUGUAUGCCAAGACUAAUGGGUAAUGUGGUUUUAUUAAAGCAUGCAAGUGACCUUUACACCCUAAGGGCAUUUGAAAUAUUUCAACAAGGAUAUGAGAAAUGUUUGAAUAUUGUUGUUAACCAGUGCGGUGAGGAUGGAUCAUUGUUUGAGUACAAAGUUAACACAUUUGGGAAAACUCGAGAACAUUCUGUUACAUUCAAUUCUUUGGAUGAUACAGUUAUAUGCAGUUGUAAGAACUUUGAAUAUGUUGGUUUUUUAUGUAGCCAUGCACUGAAAGUACUUGAUCAGAGAAAUAUUAAGGUGCUUCCAUCCAGAUAUGUCUUGAAGAGAUGGAGAAAAGAUGCAAGGUUAGGAAGCAUGGGAGAGAGCAAUAAGUUCCCAAUGCAUGAUAACCCUAAGUUGAUCAUGGCAAGCCGUUACAAGGAUUUAUGCCAUAGAAUUCUCUUGUUAUCAGCCAAGGCUUCAGAGUCUGAUGAAGCAUUUCUAUUUGCUUCAAGACAACUUGAUGAAUUGAUGGAAGGUGUAGAGAAAAUCUUGAAACUAAAACCUGACGAAGCUCAAGCUGUUACCUCAAGCAGUACUGGUGCAAAUGCUUCUGAGUGUGAGAAUACAGAGAUUUUUCUUGACGAAAAUGCUAUUGAGGAUCAGGAUGACAACAGAAUAAAACUAAAAGGACAAACUAUCCUUGAUAGAGGUCAGCUGAUCAAUGUAAAUGAAGAAGGCUCUCCUACAGAAAGAAUUCAGAACGUAGAAGCACCUCCACAGAGUACCAUCACCUGUAUUUCUAGUUCUCCACCAGUUUAUGUUUCAAAUCAGGACACAGCAGGAAAUUCCAUGAUCCAGGGUUUGUACAAUUUUGAAGCGAACCAGGCGGUUCAUUGCCUGUAUCAACAACCUAAUUUAGCCUUGGACCAGCAAAAUAAUCCUAGCAUGUACCAACCCUCAAACUUCUUCACUAACCAACAUGACUCGCCUGGCCAAUCUCAAUUGUUACAGGAACCAUUAAUCCAUAAUACAUACCAGGAGUCUGUAUCAAACGCCACGCAAUUGAGGCAGGCAAUGGAUCUAGAUGUCCAAAAUCCAAAUCCAUCUUCAUUCUUGCUUUUUGAUCACAGAUACAGAUCUUCUUCUGAAACUUCAUAUCUUGAGCAUAAAUGAAAGAAGAUAUGGGAGGUCAAUUUUUCUCUUAUUUAUGUAUGUUAUGCACUGUUCAGGGGCAAAUGCAUAAUUUUUUUUCUCUUAAAAAAGAAGUGUAUCAAACGGUGAGGCAUUCUUGAUAGGAAAUCAUUAGUUUAUAUAUAAUUUUUUUUUUAAUGCACACUGCUUUAUCAA
This is a messenger RNA of Ziziphus jujuba (common jujube), 3121 nucleotides long. RefSeq names its product protein FAR1-RELATED SEQUENCE 5. Lineage: Eukaryota; Viridiplantae; Streptophyta; Magnoliopsida; Rosales; Rhamnaceae. The transcript has 5 exons. The record is from RefSeq and is a predicted model, not a curated record. Gene Ontology annotation, biological process: regulation of DNA-templated transcription. Gene Ontology annotation, molecular function: zinc ion binding. The coding region runs from base 284 to 2947 and encodes 887 amino acids.